AUGCUUCAACAACAUUCUCGUCUAUCAAAUAGUGAUGAUGAUUCUGGAUGUGCUUUGGAAGAAUAUGCUUGGUGUCCACCAAGUCUUAAAGCAGAACAAGUUCGACAAUUUUUUAAAUGUUUUCCUGAAGAUAAAGUUCCAUUUCUUAAUUCGAUUGGUGAAAAAUAUCGAACAAAAAUGCUUGAAGAACAACUACCUCCACAUGAUUCUGAUCCAAAAUAUUGUCGUUCAUUAAAUGAAGAUGAAAAAAAUGAAUUAAGAAUAUUCAAUGAACAACAACGACAUAAUGCACUUGGUCGUGGUUCUGCUAGACAAUUACCAUUGACACAAUCACCUAUACCCUGUCGUGGAUGUCAAAAAUUGAUUGACUCAGGUUCGAUAUGUGUAUUUGCCGAACGAGCCGGCCGUACUGGUCUUUGGCAUCCACAAUGUUUUACUUGUAAACAAUGCAAAGAAUUUCUUGUUAACUUAAUAUAUUUUUACAAAGAUGGUCAACUUUAUUGUGGACGACAUCAUGCUGAAUUAUAUAAACCACGAUGUACAGCAUGUGAUGAAAUCAUCUUUGGCGAUGAAUGUACUGAAGCCGAAGGUUAUAGUUGGCAUAUGGAUCAUUUUUGUUGUUCAAAUUGUAAAAAACGUCUAGGUGGUGAACGAUAUGUUAUGCGUCAAACUCAACCAUAUUGUUUAAAUUGUUUUGAAACAAUGUAUGCUGAAUAUUGUGAUACAUGUGGUGAACGUAUUGAAACUGAUCAACCACAAAUGGCACAUGAAUCUCAACAUUGGCAUGCAACUGAUGCUUGUUUUUAUUGUUAUACAUGUCGUAUACCACUUCAUAAUCGUGGUUUUUUUCCACGUUAUGGUGCAUUAUUUUGUUCAAAUGAAUGUGCAUUACAACGAAAUAAUCGUUUAAAUACAAAAUUAAUUCAACAAAAUAGAUUUCAUCAAAGUCCUGAUAUUAUACCAACAUCAUAUACACAUACAAAUCAACAUGUUAGAAUUAUUCCAGCACGUCCUAAAACUACAAAUCAACAACAACAAAUUAUAUCAAAUCGAAGAACAAAAGAACAAACAGGUUAUGCAUCAGAUGGUGCUGGUGUUCAAAAAUAUAAACGUGAUUAUAAUAAUGGUUAUUUAUCUGAUGGUACUGGUAGUCGUCGUUAUAAUCGUAAUCAUCAACCACAAGUAUUUCUUCAAUAUCAAUCAUCUCCUAAUUCAAUAUUAACAAAUGAUCAUCAUGAAAAACAAAAAUUAAAUAUAACAAGAAGUCGUUCACGUGAACCAAUACAAUUUUAUAAUGAUUUAAAUCUUGAACAACUUGAUCGUCAUGGUGCAACACUUGAAAUUGCAAAUUGUUCAACAUCAAAAUCAUCACGUGCAUCAUUACCUGAUUUAAGUCGUAAAUCAAUAUCAAAAUCAAAAGUAAAAACUUAUCCAACAAUAUCACAAGAAACAUUAGUUGAACAACCAACAAAUCGUUUAAAAAAUUUCGAUUCAAAUGAAAUUAUGUAUCCUAUAUCCCGACCGAAAUCAACAACUUAUUCAACAAUAUCAUCACAAUUUCCACGUUCACGUUCAUUAAAUGGUUCAUCAAGAUUUACAAAACAACAUCAUGUUCGUUUUGUUGAUGAUGAUAAUGAUAAUAAAGAUAAAAUUCAUAAACGUUCACCAACAAUAAGUUAUAGAUCAAAACAAAAAAAUAUUUCAACAAUACGUCGAUCAUCUUCAUCAUCAUCGUCCGAUGAUGAUGAUGAACAAGAUGAUUUUAAUUCAAUAUAUCAUCAAUUUGAUAUACAUGGAAAUCGUAUUAGAAAACCAAUGAAUUAUGGUACAAAAAUAAGUUAUGUUGAUGAAUGUGGUAGUCAUGGAACGAAUACAAUCAAUCCAGCAUUAAUGAAAAAAUCAAUAACAUCAAAUAAAAAAGAUAAGAAAUCAAAUGAUGGUCGAAGGAAAAAAGAUUGUAUUAUUAGUUAA
This is a messenger RNA of Rotaria sp. Silwood1, 1971 nucleotides long. NCBI's taxonomy places the organism in Eukaryota, Metazoa, Rotifera, Eurotatoria, Philodinida, Philodinidae. The record is from the annotation of a GenBank genome assembly.